Messenger RNA from Penicillium odoratum, 1488 nucleotides. RefSeq names its product ribosome biosynthesis protein RRB1. The transcript is spliced from 3 exons. The record is from RefSeq and is a predicted model, not a curated record. Gene Ontology annotation, molecular function: protein binding. Bases 1 to 1488 code for a protein of 495 amino acids. Lineage: Eukaryota; Fungi; Ascomycota; Eurotiomycetes; Eurotiales; Aspergillaceae.
AUGUCUAAGAGAGCUGCUGAAUCCUCCGAGGAGCAGGAUGCUGCCCUCAAGGCUGGCGACCGCCCAAUGCUCGAUGCUACUCCCGACGAAGUGGGGGAGUUCGAGGACGAGUACGAGGAUGAGUUCGAGAGCGAGGAUGAGAUCCUGGAGGCUGGUGUCGACGGUCGCCCGGAUGCAGAGCGUGAGGAGGAAGAGCGAGAGGGCAUGGAUGUCGACAAGCAGACUUUCAUUCCUGGACGGACAAAAUUGGCACCCGGAGAGACUCUUUCGCCCGAUCCUUCAACCUACGAUAUGCUUCACACUCUUACCACAACAUGGCCGUGCCUUUCCUUCGACAUUGUGCGCGACUCGCUCGGCGACAACCGGAAGACAUUCCCUGGAACAGUCUAUGCCGUCGCCGGUACUCAGGCAGAGGGAUCCAAAGCCAAGGACAACGAGUUGAUGGUUUUGAAGAUGAGCGGAUUGAGCAGAAUGGAGCGCGAUGGAGAGGACUCGGAGAGUGACGAGGACUCGGACGACGAUAUGGGUGAACCCAUUCUUGAGCACAAGUCCAUUCCAUUGGGCUCAACGACAAACCGCAUUCGUGCUCACCAGACUCCGUCUCAGUCGGCGGAUUACUCCAAGCCCCCACAGACCCUGACGGCUACCAUGCUGGAGAACUCGCAGAUUCUCAUCCACGACGUCACCGCCCACCUUUCCAGCUUCGAUGUGCCCGGCACCAUCCUUCCCCCCUCCGCCUCCAAGCCCCUUUCCACACUCCGCAUGCACAAGGCCGAGGGCUAUGCUCUCGACUGGUCCCCGCUCCAGCCCCUUGGCAAGCUCCUGACUGGUGACAAUGACGGUAUGAUCUAUGCGACUACCCGCACCGAGGGUGGUGGCUGGGUGACCGACACCCGCCCAUUCCUCGGCCACACCUCUUCAGUUGAAGAGCUCCAGUGGUCGCCCAACGAGCGCAAUGUGUUCGCGUCUGCCAGUAGUGACGGUAGCGUGAAGGUUUGGGAUGUGCGGUCCAAGUCUCGCAAGCCCGCCGUGGACGUUCACAUCUCCAAGAGCGAUGUCAACGUUAUGAGCUGGUCCAACCAGACCUUCCACCUUCUUGCGACUGGUGCUGAUGACGGUCAGUGGGCUGUCUGGGAUUUGCGUCACUGGAAGCCCGAUGCUGCGGCUCCUUCUUCCCAGAUUCGCGCAUCGCCUGUCGCAUCUUUCGACUUCCACAAGGAGCCCAUUACCAGUAUCGAGUGGCACCCAUCCGACGACAGCGUGGUCGCUGUGGGCUCGGCUGACAACACUGUCACUUUGUGGGAUUUGGCUGUCGAGUUGGACGACGAAGAGAGCCGAGAGGCGGGCAUGGCCGAUAUUCCCCCGCAGCUUCUUUUUGUGCAUUAUAUGGAUUCCGUCAAGGAAGUGCACUGGCAGGCUCAGAUGCCAGGUACCCUGAUGGCCACUGGUGGCAGUGGAUUCAGUGUAUUCAAGACCAUCAGUGUCUAG